Molecule: messenger RNA, 474 nt
Organism: Acanthosepion pharaonis
Lineage: Eukaryota; Metazoa; Mollusca; Cephalopoda; Sepiida; Sepiidae
Source: the annotation of a GenBank genome assembly
AUGACUGCUGAGAUCUUCAAAGACUGGUUCUUCAAGAUCUUCGACCCCAGUGUGAGGAGGCACCUACGCUCAAGGAACCUACCGGAGAAGGCAGCCCUGCCGUUGGAUAACUGCAUUGCCCACUCAACAGCCAGCACACUGAGAACUCCAGAUAGGCAAAUCUUUGUGAAGUAUCUGCCCAAGAACACUAUCUCGAAGAUUCAACCCUGUGAUGUUGGCAUCAUCAAGUCCUUCAAGGCCUUGUACAAGAAGGAACUUAUGAUGGAGAUGCUGGAUCUGCUAGGCACCAUCACAGACUACCUAAAGGAGGUGACCCUGAACGACUCCUUCUAUCUGACAGCCAAGGCCUGGGAGGCAGUCUCCGAGGCUACAAUGUCGAACUGUUGGAGGAAGGCCUUGGGUGGGACCUUUGAUGAGGAGGAUGCUGAGGAAGAGGUAGUACCAUUUGAUGGCUUCACUGCUGCAGAGAUCUAG